CACAUCAGCUCUUCCCACUUCACAAGAAAAAACAGAAGAAGAAAAGACUACGAAAUCGCCUGCAAGUGAUCAGAAAUUCUUGCUUGUCAAGUCCUGGGUUUUGUGAUUUCUUGAAGAAGACGAGACUUGAUCAUAGAGUUGAGGAAGAAAUGGAAAGCACUGUGACAUACCAGAGCGAUCUCAACCUGAAGGCGACGGAGCUGAGACUAGGUUUACCAGGAACGGAUGAAUCUGAGAAAGAUAAACCCAUGAAUCCUGCUCCUGCUGCAGUCAGGAUCAACAAGCGACCGUUGACUGGGUUGAAUGAUGAGUCCAAGAGCUCUUCCUGUGCUUCUGAUGCCAGAGAUGGUGGCCGGGAAACCCCGCCGGAGGCCAAGGCACAAGUAGUUGGGUGGCCACCAAUCCGAUCUUACAGGAAGAACAGCUUCCAAGCCAAAAAGACUGAGGCCGAAGCAGCUGGGAUCUACAUUAAAGUGAGCAUGGAUGGAGCUCCUUAUCUGAGAAAGAUCGAUCUCAAGCUUUACAAAGGUUAUCCUGAGCUCCUUAAGGCUUUGGAGGAGAUGUUCAAGUUCACCAUAGGUGAAUACUCAGAGAGGGAAGGAUACAAUGGUUCCGAGUAUGUACCUACUUAUGAAGACAAAGAUGGUGAUUGGAUGUUGGUUGGAGAUGUUCCAUGGGAUAUGUUCAUCUCUUCUUGCAAAAGACUCAGAAUCAUGAAAGGAUCAGAGGCUAAAGGUUUGGGUUCUUGUGCAUAAAAUCCAGAGCUUGGCUAAACAACCCAUUAGAUAUAGAGAGAAGAGAAGACCUGUACAUCUCAUAUCAACACAGACAGAUCUUUCUUUCUGCUUGGGUUCUCCAAGGCUACUGAGAAAAGAAGGAAGAAAAGGCAAAAAGAGAAGCCCAGAGGAGAGAGGAAAAAAGAAAAACUUAGGAAGGUUAAACUUUUUUUUAUUAAUUUCAUAGUAGUUGUUUGGCAGGGUCUCCAUGGCUCAUUUUGAGCCUUUAUGAUGAUGUUCUUGUCCUGUAAGCUCUGUAAUAAUCCCAUCAAAAGAAGAACUGCAUAUAGAGAUAGAGAUGUUUGCUUCCUAUGCAAUUGUAUAAAGCAACACAAGAUUUAUAUAUUUCUCCCUAUUUUUGGUAUUGUAUUUGAUUUUAGAGAGAAUUAGAUGAAAAUAAAAGACGAUACAUAUGGGUUAUACCUUCA
This is a messenger RNA of Macadamia integrifolia, 1204 nucleotides long. RefSeq names its product auxin-induced protein 22D-like. The transcript is spliced from 3 exons. Gene Ontology annotation, molecular function: protein binding. Gene Ontology annotation, biological process: regulation of DNA-templated transcription. Bases 150 to 755 code for a protein of 201 amino acids. Lineage: Eukaryota; Viridiplantae; Streptophyta; Magnoliopsida; Proteales; Proteaceae. Gene Ontology annotation, cellular component: nucleus. The record is from RefSeq and is a predicted model, not a curated record.